Nasonia vitripennis (jewel wasp) is the source of this 2407-nucleotide messenger RNA. RefSeq lists its product as uncharacterized. The transcript is spliced from 7 exons. The coding region runs from base 54 to 773 and encodes 239 amino acids. The record is from RefSeq and is a predicted model, not a curated record. NCBI's taxonomy places the organism in Eukaryota, Metazoa, Arthropoda, Insecta, Hymenoptera, Pteromalidae.
ACGACCUAACCUCAAAAUGGGAGCAGUGGGACAAGUGGACAUACCCUAUUCGGAUGAUGCUGACUUUGAAGACUUGCAGGAUAAAGAUAGGACUGGAAUUGGUUGGAUAUGUUUGUUCCGUUGAGGCUCCGGUUCAGCAGAAAUCAUUUGAUUUAUUCAAAUUUGGAUUGAGUAACGGAACAAAGAAAGUAAUGUGUCUGAUAUGGGGUAAGGAGUUGAUCGACAGACACCAACCACAAGUUCUGCUUAACAGGAGACUUCAUGUGAAUAAAGGCUUAUGCAAGUCAUCGAAAUUUCCAAAGCUGCUCGAGUCUCAAGGAUUCUUGCCGUAUGAAAUAAUCAUACAACCCAACACAACUUUUAAUUUCUUCGGAGUUCAUACCAUGUUGGCUGGACCACCUGUUGUACCGCCAAGGCAAGUCAACUUCGAUACCAUCAGGGAUGUUGAGGGAAAGAUAUCCAUCGAUGGACACAUAAAAGCAGAAUUUUCACCUACUGCCAGUCGCUAUCAAAAUGCUACGUACGCUUGUGGUUCUAUAACAGAUGGCGUGCAUAAAAUUAUUGUCAAUAUCUCAAAUUAUACCGUGCCUGUAGAAGUGACCAGAGGAAUGGCAGUUACCGUCAUCGGAAAUAUUGUCAAUGACCCAAGUAUACCUUUAACUAUUUCUUGCGCAGACUCUACUUUGAUAACACUACGUGAGGAGGAACCACUGCCAGAACUAGAUUUAUUACGAGCGAACAGAACAUUGAAAAGAAGAACUCCUCCGGAGUAAAACUAAGAAGAUUAAUAUCUUAAUACUUUGGUUUCUGCCUUUAUAAAAGUUUGUUCGUUUUUUACUGUUCCUUUUUUACAGUUCGUUUUUUACAGUUCGUUUCUUACAGUUCGUUUUUAUAUAUCUUAGUUUUUUUCUAACUUUUAAAAACAUGGUUUUCAAACCAUUUUAAGUUUUGCAAAAUAAUGCAAAAACAUGACUAGAGUCAGUAGAAGAAGGACUAGAGUAUUUAUUGUGGUGUAAAAAAAUGACUAGAGUAAGUAAAAAAAGUGUGCAAAAGCACGACUAGAGUCACUAAACAUUUGUUUUUUAAAAGAAUGACUAGACUGCUUAAAAUAUAUUUAUUAUGUAAAAGAAUGAUUACAGUAUUGCGUAAAAGAGUGACUAGAUAAGUCAAAUAUUGCAAUAAGUACAAUUAUAGUCAGUGCCACAUUGUGGAAAAGAAUGACUAGAAUAAGUAAAAUAUUGUGAAAAGUUUCAUUAUAGUCAGUACCAAAUUGUGGAAAAGAAUGACUAGAAUAAGUAAAAUAUUGUGAAAAGUGUCAUUAUAGUCAGUACCACAUUGUGGAAAAGAAUGACUAGAUUAAGUAAAAUAUUGCGAUAAGAAAGAUUAUAGUCGGUACCACAUUGUGGAAAAUAAUGACUAGACUGCGUAAAAUACUGUGACUAGACUAACUAAAAUAUAUUUUUGUUUAAAACAAAAUAACUACAUUAACUUAAAUAUUGUGCAAAAGCAUGACUAUAAAAUAUAUUGUAUAAGCGAAUGACUAGACUAAGAGAAAAAUUGUGUAAAAGCAUGCGACUACAGUCAGUAUUAAAUUUGUGUACAACAAUAACUAGAGCACGUAAUAUAGUUGAAGCAACAAUGGAAAAAAACUGUUAUAAUAUUAAUAUUUAAUAUAAAUAAUAGAGUUGUUCAAAGUCAAAACUCUAUAUAUUGUUGCAUUCUAAUGUAUAAUUUAAAAGGGUAAUUUAGACUAAACAUAAUCAUAUGUACAAUUGUUACAUAAAAUAUAAUAAUAAAGUUUUAAACCCUAAUUUUGUAACAAGAACAAGAAUGUUAAAAUAAAGUGUGUUCAUAAAUUUUUCAGUUUUAUUUAUUUAUUUUUUAAGUAAAUUUUUAUAAUUCAAUGAUUCAAUUCAGUUUAAAAGCUUUUUCCGUGGGUGCGUGAACACAAUAUUCACUGCCACUGCGAAGAAGCUAUGCGCAUGCGUGAGAAAAGAAAAUCAAUAAAACCACUUAUGGUGGCCAGACGCAAACGGCGUUGCGUAGCCGCAUGUAUACCGUCAAAAGAAGGCAGGUGCAGGCCCUUUUCUGAAUUGUUUUUACAUAAAUUAAGGGGAAAAAGAAACCGGAUUCUAUUAUUUAUCCACCAAUGAUAUUCCGGUAUUGAUAUUAUUUGCAAAAAUUGAUUAUCAAUAGAACAAUCAAGGCAGUGUUUGGCGUUUACUACUGCAACCAGUAUCUACAAUUGCCAUUUCAGACAAAAUAAGAAAAGUUUGGUUUUCUAGGAUACAUUUGAAGCUGUUACAACACUUACUUCUUUGUUUACUAUUAUUUAAUUAAAAAAAAUGUAAACAUUUUUUGUAUCAUUAAUUUUAUAUUAAAGAUAAAGACAAAUCAUUUAUAAUAA